Messenger RNA from Pseudoliparis swirei, 4162 nucleotides. RefSeq names its product tumor protein p53 inducible nuclear protein 1 (gene tp53inp1). Gene Ontology annotation, cellular component: autophagosome; nucleus. Gene Ontology annotation, biological process: autophagosome assembly; positive regulation of DNA-templated transcription. The record is from RefSeq and is a predicted model, not a curated record. NCBI's taxonomy places the organism in Eukaryota, Metazoa, Chordata, Actinopteri, Perciformes, Liparidae.
AAGGGAGCAGUCGGUCGGGAGGAGAACGGGACUGGAACACAAAAGACCUCCCGAUGGACGGUCCGUAAAGCAACAGCUUCUUUUGUAUCUAUAUACACUUUAUUUCUUCCGCGAAGAAACCUACACAUUUUUCUAUUUUUCGGAAAGUCAACGCGUCUACCUCAGUUUUACGGAUUGUUUCUUCUUCUCCGCUGCAGGGCUCGUUUUGUACCUUUGGACUCUCGACCAAUCGACGGUGAGCGAUGUCCAGUCUGUCGGCCUGCAGCUGAUCCUCGACCUUUGAUGCACUUUAGCACCUUUCUGGAUCCCAGAGCCCAGAAACCCUGCAGCUGAUGACCAAAGAGAGCGCCGUCACGCCUCCCCGCCGUCGCCCAGAGCCACGCGCCUCCCUCCUCACACAGCACCUCCCUGUGCCUCCUGCCCCCGCAGGACGUCCUGAGAUGUUUCAGAUGUUCGCCAGCGCUCUGUUCGGGGACGAAGAAGAAGAAGAAGAGCUGAGUCUACGCACCCGGAAUGGAGACGGCAAAGAGGAAGAGGACGAUGAAGAAGACUGGAUCCUGGUCAACUACCUGGCUGACGCUCGCUCCGGAUCCACAGCUGGUCCUGAGGAGGAGGAAGAGGAGAAGGAGGAGGAAGAGGAGGACCUGGUGAUGAUCCCCUCCCCCAUGGCCAGCCCCCCGAUCCGCUACGCCUCCUGCACGUCCCUCAACUCCACGGCCGACGGCGGCGAGGAGGAGGAGGAGGAGGAGGAGGGUGGCUUCCUCCGGCUGGACGCCUGCUCCCUGGAGGAGAGCUGGUUCGUCACGCCGCCGCCGUGCUUCACGGGCCGCGGCGUGCAGCCCGUGCUGCUGGAGGCCGGCCCCCUGGAGAACCUGCUGAUCGAGCACCCCAGCAUGUCGGUGUACGCCCACCGCAGCCCCCCCAGGACCGGCCUGGACCCCCUGGACCUGGACCUGGGCCGGUUGCCCGGCAACGCGCACGGCGCCCUGACGCCCUCCCCCGGGAAGGAGAAGGGGAGGCGCACGCUGGACGGGCCUCGACACAGGCCAGAGGUGGCGUCCGUCCCGCGGCGCUCCUCGCUCCACUCGGCGUGCUACGCCGCGGCGCUCUCCUCCCGCUCCUCCGGCCUCCAGCAGCGUGACGGCAACGCCGGCGGCCAUCGCGGCCAACCGCUGAGCCGCAACGCGCUGCGGCGCCUCAACCUGCUGCGGCCGCCCAAGGGAAGCUCCGCCCACCUGCACCAGCCCAGCCAGAGGCACCUCAACUUCUGAGGCUCCUCCUCCUCCUCCUGCCACCUCUGAACUCUACACCAGCAACGUGUCACCAGCCACCAGUUACACCCCGACCUCGAAUCUGAUUGGACGGUGAAUUAGGGAAAGUGGCUUUGUGAUGUUUUUAUUUUUUAUUCUAUCAGCUCAUGUGGCCGGUGGGGUUCCUCCUCUUCCUCCUCUUCGUACUCCUUCAUCCAUUCAUCUUCAUCCUGAUGAAAAGAAAAAGGUCAUCACGUGUCCCACAUCUUCUUCUUCUUCUUCUUCACGGACAACUUAAUGAGUAGAAUCAAUGCUGUAGGUCACUUUACUCGGCGGCAGGUUCAUUGAGCGCGGCGGGUCGUGACGAUGACGUCAUCGCGAUGACGUCACAGCUCGCCGGUAGUGACGUCGUGCGACGCAAUGAGUCAAAACUUUUAAAGGAAAAAUCCCCUCUAAUAGUCCUGUCUUUUUUUCUUUUUUUUUACCUACAAGAUAGCGAGUUCCUACGUUUCCCAGAAGGCCGCAGUGGAAAACGGUUAAUUAAAGGGACGGCGUCAAAGUCGAUGUACGACUCGCUCGUCAAGUCCCGUGAGCUCGAAGACGACGUUUAUAAUGUUUAAGACGUUUAAGACGUCGCUCUACACCAGACUGUUGCAUCAUGGGAGAUGUAGUAUCUAGUGUUUUGGGUGUUUAAACCCCUACAGAUUGUGACUAAAAAGCGGGAUAUAUCGCCCCUUGGUGCUUCGAUAUCGGCCGGCCGAGUCCUCCAACUUUAUGGAUGUUCGUUGCCGUACAAACUUUUUAAAUAUUAAACGUGAAAACCAGCUGGUACCAUCAGUUUGUUUGUUUUAUGACACCUGACACUCUUAGAAACAGAUUGCUGUGUUCCCACAAUGUUGGAGCAUCUCGAUGGGAUGGUUCUGGCCCUUUAAGGAUGGUUCUGCCCACAUUAAGGGUUGUUCUGGCCCUUUAAGGAUAGUUCUGCCCCUUUUUUAGGGUAGUUCUGGCCCUUUAAGGGUUGUUAUGCCCCUUAAGUUGGUAAACGACAUUCGUCCCGCGCCGCCGGCUGAACCUGCCUCCGACUUCGUAAUUCAGUAAUUGUCACAAAUUUUUUUUUUUAAAGAAAAAAAAUAGGAAAACAAAUAAAUACUGGGUUGAAUAUCACUAAAGGCCUUGUUUUAACGGUAGCUUUGAGAUGAAUAGGAAUGUUUAAAAAAGAAAACACAAAAACAAAUGUAUUUAAAAACUUUAAAAACUAUUAAAAAAAUUCAAAAAUAUUUUUUGAAAAGAAAAAAACAAAUUACAUAUCAGUAUGAAGUCGGUAUAUAUGCGUGUUAUCUCUCGUAUGUUUGAUCAUGUUCGUGUGCGAUGUGUUGCAUGCUUGUAGAGUUGUGUUGGAAAACAAAAGAAAAUGAAAAGAGUUUUUAUCCUUUAUUGUUAAAGAGUCUGCGUCCACUUCUCAGGGUCUCAACCGAUCACCUUUACUCUCUAGGAAACAAACAAUGCAGAUUUAUACUUGAUAACUGACGUUUCAUCGCUUUGGUUCAGCUCCGUCCCAGAGAAAAAUGUUUGAGAAAUAAAUUGUACUUUAAAAAAAUGUUGUGUCUUGUUUCGGUCCCACGACUGAAAAAAAAAGAAGUCUGUUUGACUGUUUAAAUCCCAUCGAGAUGGACGGAAACUGUUUUUAAUUGACAUCAGAAAUGCUUUUUAAAUGUACUAUUAUUCUGUUUUUUAACUUAGUUACAUUUUUGCUAAACUGUUAAAAAUAUUUAAACCCAAAAAAAAGUAGCAAUGAUCUUUUUAAUCUUUUCACUAGUUUAUAAAUUUUUUAAUUAUUAUUUUGUAUUCUGUUUAACUCUGAACCGUCCUCGGGGCUCUGGAGAGUCGAGCCGAGGCCGAAGCGCCUCACUGCAGGAGAACUCACGGAAUAAUGAUAUUAACGCAUGUUGGGGAAGUCAAAAUCAUUCAUAAUCUCAUAAUUGUGACUUUAAAAGAUGUUAAAUUUGAUAUUUAUCCUCCUAAUUCUGGCCUGUGAAUUUUUUUACAUUUUUAAUUUUAUUCCUGACUUCAUCAUUUAUCUUCUUUUUUUUUUGUGUGCCAAUAAUUAAAAUAAUGAUUUAGUAUUUUUUUUACAGUGUGGUUUCUGAAUCUCCAGCGUUAUUAAGAAGCUCUGUAAAUAAUAACGUUGUUUUCUAAAGAAAUGUUUUUUUUAAAGAUCAAACUUUCUGACGUGAGCCUUUUGUUUUUUAUUCUUAAUUCAGUUCGUCUCUCCGUCAUCAAGCUAACAGGGAUUUGUCAUGUUUUUGUUUUUGUUGGUUCAAAGCCUCGUAAUCUGUGGAUCUCGUGCCUUCCAGGUAGAAAUGUAAAGACAUCGCAAAGAACUUGAACUCUUUUUUGUUUUGUGUGGACGUCAAGAGUAAAAAAAAAAAAAAGAAACAGAAUCCAGCUAUGCAUAUAUAUAUAUAUAUAUUCUGAGGAAGCGCCCACCAAGCGUAGUUUUUAUUUCAUAACAACAUGAACCAGAAUGAUGUAGCAAAACUCUUUUUCUCUGGUUUGUUUUAAGAAAAAAGAAAAGUGUGAAGAAUAUUUUGUGGCGUUUUAUUUGUAUUAUUUCAUCUUUCACCGCGUUUUAAACACUUUUUUUUUUGGUGUAGUUUACUGGAAUAUUUACAGCACUUUGCCAAAAUUAAUGGAAAAAAAGGUUUAGGAAUUUUAGGGUUAACUUUUUAUUUAUCAACAUAACUGGUCUCCAUCUUUGUUUGUUUUUUGGAUUUAUGAUCAAUUCACUUGUUCUCAUGUAAAAAAAAAAAACUGCAUAAAAGCUAAUUAUCAGUGAGGUCAUCUGUUCUCUUAUAGUUAAUACAUGUAAUCUCAUUAGCCUAAUAAUAAUAAUAAUAAAUGUUUUCACAGCU